AAAAAAAAAACUGACUUGCAAUGAUUUCCUUCCUGAUUUUCAAAAAAGGGUAGUUGAAGCGUCAGUUCACGAUACCAUCCUCCGGGAGUGUGUGUGGGGGGAGAAAUUCAUUUCAUCCUCACUUCAGGACAUCGUUAUACAAUAGCCUACACACAUGCGUGGUCUUUGUUUUUUUUUCCUCUCCAUCUUGACCCAAGGCACCUUCAGUGAUGUUAUUGGCCUCAUUGGGCACAAUGUCACCUUGCCCUGUGAGUAUGACACCCAAACUCACGGUGUGCUUAGUUUCUGCUGGGGACAAGGGACGGUGCCCACAUUCAAGUGCUCUAGCACAAUCCUCUCCUCCCAGGAUGGGGCUGUACAGUCCAGGCAGUCGUCCAGGUACCAGCUACUGGGCAGGGUGACAGAAGGAGAUGUGUCCCUGACCAUCCUGAACGCUCAGUUGAGUGACGGCGGUGUGUACGGCUGCAGGGUUGAGAUCCCUGGGCUAUUCAAUGACUAUAAAGUCAACAUACACCUGGUCAUGGAGGAAGCUCCUGUGGAACAAGUUGUUACCCAGCAGUCGACAGUUGUUACCCAGCAGUUGACUGUUGCUACCGAUGGGAGACAUGCUGAGCAAUCAGAAAUAUUGACAACAUCUGUGCCUAAGAAUGUGGAAGUUGCUGACCCAACAGUGGACAUUAUUCAUUGUGGAAGAACUAAGGAAAUAUUCAAAGCCCUCCUGAGAGUGGAGAACAUUGCCAGGAUGGGAGCUAUUUUCUUCUCCACCAUAAUCAUAAUCCUUGUCUUUAUUUUCCGUGGAUCAUUUCAGUCGGGGGGCGACCUUCUGCAUGUUGACACCUCAGCUGCUGAGAACAUUUAUGAAAGUGUCCCAAAGUGAUGGCCAGCAGUACACGAA
Molecule: messenger RNA, 895 nt
Organism: Toxotes jaculatrix (banded archerfish)
Lineage: Eukaryota; Metazoa; Chordata; Actinopteri; Toxotidae
Product: hepatitis A virus cellular receptor 1 homolog
Exons: 6
Coding region: 155-877 (240 amino acids)
Source: RefSeq, a predicted model, not a curated record